Molecule: messenger RNA, 674 nt
Organism: Arabidopsis lyrata subsp. lyrata
Lineage: Eukaryota; Viridiplantae; Streptophyta; Magnoliopsida; Brassicales; Brassicaceae
Exons: 1
Coding region: 118-531 (137 amino acids)
Source: RefSeq, a predicted model, not a curated record
ACGACCAAAAGACAAAAAACUAGAGGAAGAAAACAAAAACCUUAAAAACACUUUCAAUAAAAGACACACACUCACUGUAAAUCCACAUCGAGAAACACACUUACACAAACAUCAUUCAUGGAAAACACUACAGAGAAGACGAAGAAUAUGGUUGUUGAUGAUGAUCGUAUACUAUGGGAUUGUGGAAGUCCACUCUAUGAUUCCUACGAGCUCGUCUCUCUUACUCACAUCAUCGAACGCCAUUUCAUGUCUCUCCCUUCUCUUGCCGGCGCCGGAAAAGUUUGCUGUUCUCGAUCACCGUCUGAUCUGGGGGAAAUUGCCAAUCGCGCGGCCAGCACCGUCGUUGAUCUGUGUUGUUCCUCUGAUUCGACGACUGGUAAAUUAUUGUGCGGUGCUUUUGGAACCAAAUGGUGGAAGAGAAAGAAAAACACCGUCGAUAGUUACAAGCACAAGAAGAAGAAGAAGAUGUUUUGUCGGAUCUUCUCUAAGAUAAGGAUUCCUACAACAAGAUCUGGUUCUUCGAAGAUGUGAUUUUCAUCUUCUUUUUUUGCUUCUUCGUAAAAUAAUAAUAAUUACUUGUUCAUUUUAAUUUUGAAAAUUUAAUCGAAUAAACUGUAAUGAAACGGGAAAUACAUUUUAUUGAAUUAUGGAUUAAAUGCACAGUAAUUAGUUUA